Molecule: messenger RNA, 2295 nt
Organism: Blumeria graminis f. sp. triticale
Lineage: Eukaryota; Fungi; Ascomycota; Leotiomycetes; Helotiales; Erysiphaceae
Source: the annotation of a GenBank genome assembly
AUGCAGCCGCAAACACCACAGCGCCUUACCGAUUCAUCUUCAGGCCAGCCGUUCGUUAGUGCCACAAUCGACAAGAGUAACCACAUCGAAAGUAGCAUUCCUCGAGUUCGAACGACGAUAGCAAACAGUCGAGCACUAAACUCACAGCCAACAUUUGAUUUUCUACGGGACGAAAUCCCUCCGACUGCCUCCAAAUCGCGCCCGGACAGAUUCCGCAAAUCCACAACCUUAUUACCCACCACGGAUGAGCCGCAAUGGAUCCAAGAAUCUUUGGACAGCCAAGAGUGGUGCAAAAAGCAACUUGGUGACAUGCGAGUGGAAAAUAAAGCGUUGCAUUACAAGUUGGAUCACCUCAAGAAGGAGCAAGAGUUGACGAAGCUGUACCAUGAGAAUGAGCUCCGUGAUACAGUGCGUCGAGCCGAAGAGGAUUUCAAAAAAAUGCAAUUGGCAGAAUCAGAGCGAUCCAAAGUUACGAGACAGUUGGAAGCAAUGCUUAAGGAAAUGACGGAGAUUCGGGAUAACGCUAGUAGUGACAGGUUGGAAUUGGAGCGAAAGCUCAAGGAAGCUAGUGAAACUAUCAGAAUCCAAGAAGAAGCCCUUAAUGACUUAAAGUCUGAAGGGGAAGACCGUGUGCGAGGCUUGGACAGGGAGAAGUCUGAGUUAGAGUCCCGAAACCAGUCAAUGCAACAAACGAUGGAGAUGUUAGAGGGGAGACUUGACGAGAAAGAUACAUUGCUCCAGGUAUCACAAAGAGAUUUAGCCCAUAAAGAAACUAUGUACGGCCAACUAGAGGCCGAACUUCUACGACUCAAAGCCCUGACCGGCGAUACUGAUACUUUGGGUGUUGUAAAGAGGCAGCUGAGUGAACAGGUAUUACAUAUCAAAAAACUAGAAAGCCAUAUAAAAGAUAUAUUAGCUGAGCUGAAUCACUACAAAAGUAUUUACAAAAGCGUGGAAGUAGUUGAAGAGGAAAAAAGGUAUCUUCAGCGGCGAAUCGAUGGCAUGAAAGAUCUUGAAGCUCAACUUUUAGAAGCGAAAAUGCAACGUCAGAUAUUGGAGGACGAACGGUCCACAUGGACGGCUUAUCUUGAAAGAGAAGCUGAAUCUGGAGGCACAGAUAAAUUCGACUCCCCUGAGUCAAUGGCUAGAGCUCUUGUAGCCGAGCGCCUUCAGACAGCUACCUUGGUCGAACGUAUCGGAUCUCUGGAAGCGGAACUUUCCAGCAAGGUGAGCAUUACUCGAGACCUUGAAAAGAAGGUUGCAAAAUUUGCAGAGCAAGUAGAAAAUUUCAAUGCGAGCUCUAGCGGAGGAAAUACGUUGACCAAAGCUCAAUUACGUCUUGAGAGACAGAAAAACUUGGCAAUGAAAGAGGUAGAGUAUCUUCGCGCUCAAUUAAAAGCUUACGAGACCGAUGAUACUACUCUCCAGCCUAGCACUAUUGAUGAGGCUAAGAUAAAGUUGAUUUCAGAGUUGGAAGAUCUUGUAGAGAAAUAUCGACAAGAGCAACAAUUUCUACACCAAGAACUCACCAAAGCCGAGGAAAACUCGGCAGAAGAUUCGACCCAAAAACGCAAGCGUGAAGAACCUAUUGACGAUUCCCGUCAAGACCAGCUACUUCGCAAGCUUCGCAAUGUCCAAAUUGAACUUCAUAACCUUAAAAACGAAAAUACAAUGUUACAGAAAGACCUUUUAUUCACAAAGCAGCGUCUUGAUGAAGCCAUGCAACAAAGCAAAACCCGAAUUCUCUCCGUCCGCUCGAACCCUACCACAGAAUAUGAAGCCAUCAAGAGCAAUACUUUAAAGGUACUAAAAAAAGAAAAUGCUGACCUCCUCGCUAGACUCCAGGAUUCUGUCGUACCUAUCUCACAAAUUCCUCGUUCGGUGUAUGAUGCUGCUCAACUAGAAGUCUCAGAAGUACAGCAGGCUUUAGCAUCGGAAAAGAAGCGGAAUGAUCGAUUAAUGAAGGUUUGGGGUGCUAAAUCUUCUGAAUUUAGGCAAAUGGUCAUUUCUCUACUAGGAUGGGAUGUUGUCUUUAUGCGCGAUGGUAAGACACGCCUUAGCUCAUUCUACUACCCCAGUCACGAUGAUGAAGAGAAUAGUAUAGUUUUUGAUGGGGAUAAGGGUACCAUGAAGAUUAGCGGUGGGCCUAAGAGUGCCUUUGCCGUCAAAAUCUGCGAUCAAAUACGUUUCUGGUGCAAAGACCGCGGAAGUAUACCCUGUUUUCUAGCUGCGCUUACGCUAGAAUUUUGGGAGGAGACGAAUGGAGAUCGUACUCUGAGGAAUAACGAUGAAUAA